Messenger RNA from Colletotrichum navitas, 1516 nucleotides. RefSeq names its product glutathione S-transferase domain-containing protein. NCBI's taxonomy places the organism in Eukaryota, Fungi, Ascomycota, Sordariomycetes, Glomerellales, Glomerellaceae. The transcript has 3 exons. The record is from RefSeq and is a predicted model, not a curated record. The coding region runs from base 485 to 1222 and encodes 245 amino acids.
GAGGCAGCCCCCGGGGGGUUUUUUAUGUCCGGCUUACAUUGCUGCGCAGUUUCACAGGCACUGGACGGGAUGGUUGGCGGGUCGAUCAAUCGUUCAACCCGGCCGUCUCCUCUCAACUCCUAUUCCUCCUCUUUGCCCCGGGUGACCCAAGCCGGUUCAUAUCCGUUUAUGUCCGUUGCUCCUCAUAAGUGAACCGCGGCUUCCAGAGCUACAUUGCGCCCGCCCUUCCGAAAUCCCUGCUAGAACCCGAACCGUCACCGCAUCCAUCUCCCCUUAUAAAGGCUGUUCCUAACCCGUCUGACGUCGACGUGACGAGACCGAAAAUGGAAUGUAAAUCAUUCAGGGCGCGUGUGACAUCAAUCCCCUAGUGAACUGUCUACAGCGAGCUAUAAGUCACAUCGACUCGAGCCGUGUUAUAACUGAGAACAAGCCGCACAGCCAACCGAAAUUUUGCUCGGGAUAUCUCACGAAACACUCGCGAAUCAUGUCCAUUGAGGUUUUCCACAUGCGUCUCUCGCAAUCCGAGAGGAUCGUGUGGUUGUUGGAGGAGUUGCAAGUUCCCUACGAUCUGCACGUCUGCGAUCGCGACCCCAAUUCUGCUCUCGCGCCCAAGGAGAUCAAGGACGUCAACCCCGCCGGUACUGCGCCGUAUUUCCGCGACACCACAGUUUCACCACCGGUCGGCAUCUCAGAAUCGGGCGCCACCGUCGAGUACAUUCUAGCCGUCCACGGCUCCAAGACCGGCUCCGGUGCACCUAGGCUGCGACGAACCCCCGACGACGCCGACUACGCUUCCUAUCUCGAGUGGUUCCAUUUCGCCAAUGGUACCCUUCAGCCCGCCAUUCUCCGCGGCAUGACUCUCUUGUUUGCGGGCGCCUCAGAGAGCGGCAUCGCCAAGCGAACAGACGCCAAGAUGCACAGCUGCUUGAAGUUGGUUGACGACCGUUUGGCCAACAACAAAUGGCUCGCCGGGCAGAACCUGAGUGCGGCGGACAUCAUGAUCGUCUUUAGCCUCACCACCAUGCGCGGUUUCUACCCGCUCGUGGACCUAUCGCAAUACGGUAACAUCUUGAGGUACUUGAAGGAUGUUGCAGAGCGUCCUGCUUAUCGCGAGGCACUGAAGAAGGCUGAAGAGGGGAUGGAGCCCAUGAUUGGACCGAAGGUCAAGGCCUUCAAGCAGUUUCCAGCGUUCGGUGCCAUCUACGAGCCGCUAGGUUACUAGUGACUCAAUAGAAGUAAUCGGAUUAAGAAGAAAGAGUGGAGAAACGCACUACUGUACGAAUAGCAUAGCCGUAUUUCGUAUUUUAGCUCUCUUCUCAGUUCGUAAUACCACGGAACAACAACACCUUGGGUUAAAUAGUAGGGCACGCAAACGAAAGGCGCUCACCCGCUGUACCGGUAGUAACUUAGACAUGCCGCAAUUUUGUCUAAUAGAACUAGACAGCCAAAAAGCUCAACUCUCUUGACCAGCCUGGGGGUCGAACCCAGAAUCUCCUGAUGACUCGAUGAAUCGUAG